This is a messenger RNA of Strongyloides ratti, 2691 nucleotides long. RefSeq names its product Protein argonaute-2. The record is from RefSeq and is a predicted model, not a curated record. The transcript has 3 exons. The coding region runs from base 1 to 2691 and encodes 896 amino acids. Lineage: Eukaryota; Metazoa; Nematoda; Chromadorea; Rhabditida; Strongyloididae. Gene Ontology annotation, molecular function: protein binding; RNA binding.
AUGGACUCAGAAUUAAUGUCUGAAGGUUGCAUUGCUACACAAUUACAUAAGCUUACAAUUAGUCAAGGAACAAUAUGGUAUCGUUACAAUUGUAAAGUUGAAGUUUUAUUUCCAAAUAGUAACAAAACAAGAGAUUUAACAUAUGUUAAUUCUGAAGGUCCUAGUUCACCGAUUGCAGCACUUGAGAAAAGAAAUGCCUGUAGAUUUGCUGUAAGUAAAGCUCAUGAAUUAAGUGGUAAUUUUGGAAAUGACCAACUUUUCUAUGCUUAUGAUGGAGUGAAAAAUUUGAUAACAAAUCAUCCUUUAAAUAUUGAUGAAUUUGUUAUGGAGAAAGAAAAAUUAGGUAUUCAAUUCAAAAGUAUUUUCAAGAACGGUAGUGUUAGAAUCCUUUUUGAAAAAACACCCCGUUUUCACGAGAUUGAUCUAUCCAGUUAUGUUGAUUGCUAUGGAGAAGAAGAAUUUAAUGUUAUAAUUGGUUGCUUGGAUUUAAUUACUACACAACAAGCUCUAAAUGACAAAAGUGCUGGAGGAGGUGGAUAUGUUCAAUUGAAUGGUGGGAAGUCAUUAACUGAAUCAACAUCAUCUUCGGAAUAUGAAAAUUUAAGAGUAGGCCCUGGUAGGAUAAUAAUUGGUGGAUUUACAAAAAAUAUUAAGUUUGUAAAUAUUGAUGGACCAUGUUUUGGACUUUCUAUUGAUGCUUCAAAAAAUGUGUACUACAAAUCUGAACCUCUGGACAAGAUUAUUAAAGAUGAAAUCUUUAGAGGAAAUGUACCAAGUUCAUUAAGGGAAUUUAAUAAUGGAAUUAAUGAUAGUAAUAUUAAAGGUGUCUAUGUUGAAACGAUGCAUAGAAAGAAUGGUGAUAUCUUUAAAUUUCGACAUGAUCUUCAUAAUCAUAGUGCAAAUGAUACUUUUAUUGACAUGAAAGAUGGUUCUCGGAAGUCGAUUGCUGAAUAUUUUUCUGAUAGAUUUAAUAUAACAUUGAAAUAUCCAGAAUGGCCUCUAUUUGUUCAUAAAAUUAAGAGGACUAUUAAAAAAGAUGAAGCAAAGGAAGUUAUUGAAGAGGUUAACUUUUAUCCAUUAGAAGUCUUGAAGAUUGUUUGUGGACAGAAAGUACCAAUUAAUAAGAUGGAUCCAGCUUCUGCAUCAGCACAACAACGUGUCAACACUAGUGGUCCAUUUGAAAGAAAAGGAAGUACUAAUAAUCAAUUAUAUAAUCUUGGUAUUACCAGUAUAAACAAUCUUUUUACUAAGUUUGGUAUAAGCGUGUCUAAAUCAUCAUGUUAUGUUACUUGUGAUCAACCAGAAAAUCCAAAAGUUUUAGUUCGUGAAAACCAUGCUGUUCGUAUUGAAAACGGAAGAAUUAAGAAUGAGAAUAAACCUGUAGUCCAUAGUUGCUCUGAAUCAAUGAGUCUUGUUAUUGUUCACAAUGAAAGAUGUAGCAGUCACACUAUUAAUGGAUUUGCUCAAAGAUAUGUAGAUAGAUGCAAAGAAAAUAAGAUUCAUUUCAACAGACCUUCAAUUUAUUCUUGUAAUACUGAUGUUGACAAUGGAAUUAAUGAAGAUGGUCUGUUAAAACAUUUUAGUAGUUCUAUUGAAAAGUGUUCAGGAAAACCGUAUUUAAUUUUGAUUGAUGAUAAGAAAAUAAAAAAAAGUCAUACAGUUCUUAAAGUUUUUGAGCAAAAAAAUGAUGUUAUUACACAGCAUAUUACUUUUGAAAUUGCUUCUAAAUGCCAAAAUCAAAUUGUAACAUUAGAUAAUGUUGUAAGAAAAACAAAUUCUAAACUUGGAGGUCUCAACUUUCAUGUUUAUAUGGGUGAUACAAAAUACGAAAAUUUUAACAUUGAUAACAAGGAUACUCUUUACAUUGGUCUUGAUUUGUCACUUACUGUUCCUGGAACAAUAAAACAAGAUUUAUCUACUUCUGUUGGAGGAUGGUGUGCCAAUUUAGGAGAAAGAUUUGGACAAUAUUGUGGUGAUUAUUGGUAUCAAGAUAAGAAAAAAGACGAACCAUUUAUUAUCGAAAAGAAAUCUUUAGAAGAUAUUUUUACAAGAAUUUUAGAAAGAUGUCGAGAAAACUCACGAAAUCCACCUUCAAAAAUUAUCUUUUUCCGUUGUGGUUUGAAUGAGGAGCAGUUUAAAAAGUCGAUUGAAAAUGAGUUUAAUGUGCUUAUUGAAAUGAAGUCGUUAAUUGGUACUAUUUUUGGUAGUAAAUCAGUUAACACCAACUUUACUUACGUAUUUGUUUGUAAACAAGAUAAUUCACGUUUUUAUUCUAUUCAAAAUAAUGGAUGUGUUGACAAUGUUUCUCCUGGAACUUUUAUAUCCAAAGAAUUUAGUCUUGGUGAAAAUAUUAGAAUGUAUUCGAAAACAAACCCAUCUUGUUUAGGAACAGCAAAACUUCCACUUUACUAUAUGGCUUAUGAUGAAAAUAAAAAUGAGGAUAAAUUUACUGUUGAGAAAUUUGAAAAAGUUAUUAAUAUGUUAUGUUAUACAUAUGAUAUUAUUCCUUCUGCUAUUUCAAUUCCUGGUCCAGCAUACAUUGCUGGUCAAUUUGUCAAGAGAGGAAGUAAUAAUUUAAUUGGCUUCUCCAAAACAAAUCUUGCCCCAUUUCAAGAAGUUGACUACGCUUCUUAUUCAUCUACUGUCAAUUAUUCAAAUAAGGCACUUGGAAAAAUAAGAUUCAAUGCUUGA